AUGGCGUCUGCCGUGCGGGCCGUAUUGCCUCUGUUCCAAAGACCAUUUUCAUCUGGGGCGAGUAAUUCUCUCGGCGUAUCAGCCAAGCGAACUCUUCGAUAUCGAGAGAAGCAUGUGGUCGCCUUGUUGUUGGUGUUCUUUACUGUGAUAUGUUUCGGCACGAUUUGGUUUUUGCCAGAUCUCUCUAGUUCUCUUCUUCCUGAAGACAGUGCCAUUCUGUCUGUGUACAAACGAGUGCAGAAUGCAGCCCCCGAAUUCGUACUCGGCAUUCCCCCACCUCCUAGUCUUGAUGAAGCAGAGACUGCUCCUCACAAGUUCGAGGUGCAUGGACAUCGAUUGGACAUUGGGAAAAGUCGUGAUAAAGAAUUGCUUGAGGCGAAAAUCAAUGCUGACAAGGAUGUGGCAAAAAUCGUGCUCGAACGCCCGAUGAGCAUAGAAACAGGAAAUCGCACUGGUGAUGUCAGCAUAAAUAUCAACGAUGAGAAGAAAGGUGAUGAGAAAAAAACAGUUAUUGACCAUUCACUUGUACCAGGCUCGACUGCAGGGGGCUUUUUCCUUGGCCCUAUUAAAGGAGUGAUUCAGGGUGGAGAAGACCCCGAUCCCAUCAUCAGGGAAAGGAGGAAUAAAGUCAAAGAGAUGAUGGUGCAUGCAUGGAAUGGAUAUGCACAGUAUGCCUGGGGAAUGAAUGAGGUCCGUCCCAUCUCUCAGAAGCCCCAUAACCCAGGCAUUUUUGGCCAUGGUGGACUGGGUGCAACUAUAGUAGAUGGUCUGGAUACUCUCUUCAUUAUGGGACUCAUGGAUGAAUUUCAGAAGGGGCGUGACUGGGUUGCUCAACAUUUCCACAUCGAAUCUGCUGACUCCCUUGUAUCGGUGUUUGAGACUAACAUCCGGUUUGUGGGAGGUUUUUUGGCUUGUUAUGCUCUAUCAGGAGAUCCAGUAUUCAUCCAAAAAGCAGAGGAAACUGCUGAGCAUUUAUUGCCUGCAUUCCAAUCUCCCACAGGAAUCCCAUAUUCCCUGGUUAACAUCAAUUCCGGUGCUUCGAAGAACUACAAUUGGGCUAGUGGUAGUGCAAGUAUCCUGUCAGAACUGGGGACCUUGCAUCUGGAGUUUGCUUACCUCUCUGAUAUCACAGGGCGACCUGUCUUUCGAGAGAAGGUCCAGCAUAUUCGAGACUUUCUUCAGGACCUCAAGAAGCCCAAGGGACUCUAUCCCAAUUACCUCAACCCAAAGAGUGGAAAAUGGGGUCAAGCACAUGUAUCAAUGGGAGCACUGGGAGACAGUUUCUAUGAAUAUCUGCUGAAGUCAUACAUCCAGAUGAAUGGGAAGGAUGUCCAAGCAAGGGAGAUGUACAGUGAAGCUGUGACAGCUGUGUCCAAAUACCUCCUCAAGAAGUCCAAGGGAGGGCUCAUCUACUUUGCUGACAUGCGCUUUGAGCGCCUUGAGCACAAGAUGGACCAUCUUGCCUGCUUUGCCGGUGGUAUGUAUGCAUUGGGGGCAAAGGCCAUCAAUGACUCCAGCUCUGCAUACUACAUGUCCAUGGCAAAGGAGAUAGCCCACACUUGUCACGAGUCAUACAGCCGCACCCCAACUGGUCUUGGACCAGAGAGUUUCCGCUUCAAUGAGCCAGGGAGUGAAGCACAGACAUCAAGACACAACGAGAAGUAUUACAUUCUGCGUCCAGAAACCUUUGAGACCUACUUUGUUCUCUGGCGUCUCACCAAGGACCCCAUCUACCGGGAAUGGGGCUGGGAGGCUGUACAG
This is a messenger RNA of Darwinula stevensoni, 1761 nucleotides long. Lineage: Eukaryota; Metazoa; Arthropoda; Ostracoda; Podocopida; Darwinulidae. The record is from the annotation of a GenBank genome assembly.